GGGUGUGUGGGUUAGUUAAUCUUAAUCCUGUGUGAGCUGGAUCCACUCUCCCAAGAGUGACCCACUUUGAAUAAAAUAUUAUGAUAAACCAAUGAACAACAAGCCCCUAAAUAAACAGAGAAAUCGAGCUCCAAGCAGGAACAGGGUCCUUCAACCGUUCUCCUCCAGUCUCCCAAAGUGUGCUGUAUAUAAAAAUUUCUCUCUCGAACUCCCACUUCCUUCCCCUCUUUCUCUCUGAUUUCGCCUCACCCCAGAUGGGUUCUCUUAAUUUUCCCACUUUUGGGGUCAAAAGUUCAGUAUGAAAUGCAGCCAUCUCAAUUUUUGGCGUUUCUAUUGAUUUCGCUGGUCUGAGAUUUGGUCUACUGAGGGGUAAAUCUGAAUCAAGUGGAGGGGAUCGAUGUCUACGGCCAGUUCGAGCUCUGUCAGGAAAGCCGCCGAAGCUGUCCCCGACCAGUUUCCGGCCGGCCUCCGUGUCCUGGUUGUCGAUGAUGAUCCGACCUGCCUUAUGAUCUUGGAGAAGAUGCUUCGUAUUUGCCGCUACGAAGUAACAAAAUGUAGUCGAGCAGAGGAUGCGCUGUCUCUUCUCAGACGGUAUAAAAAUGGGUUCGAUAUUGUUCUGAGCGACGUCCACAUGCCCGACAUGGAUGGAUUCAAGCUUCUGGAAUACAUUGGAUUGGAAAUGGACUUGCCUGUUAUCAUGAUGUCGGUUGACGAUGGGAAAAACGUCGUCAUGAAGGGAGUGACUCACGGUGCUUGUGACUAUCUAAUUAAACCAGUUCGAAUUGAAGCAUUGAAGAACAUAUGGCAGCAUGUUGUUCGCAAGCGAAAGAAUGAAUGGAAGGAUUUGGAGCAAUCUGGAUGUGUGGAUGAUGUAGAUCGGCAGCAAAAAACGAAUGAAGAUGCAGAUUAUUCGUCAUCAGCUAAUGAAGGGAGUUGGAGGAACUCAAAGAGGAGGAAGGAUGAUGUAGAAGAUGCCGAAGAGAGAGACGAUUCAUCGACCCUAAAGAAACCAAGGGUCGUUUGGUCCGUUGAGCUGCAUCAACAGUUUGUGGCUGCUGUUAAUCAACUAGGAAUUGAUAAGGCUGUUCCCAAGAAGAUUCUGGAGUUGAUGAAUGUUCCUGGACUCACUAGAGAAAACGUCGCCAGUCACCUUCAGAAAUAUCGCUUGUAUCUGAGAAGGCUUAGUGGAAUCACACAACACCAGAGUAAUUUGAACAACACAUUCAUGAGUGCCCAAGAAGCAACAUUUGGGCCAAUGUCGUCCCUGAAUGGACUCGAUCUCCAAACUCUCGCUGCUGCCAGUCAACUCCAGCCACAAAGCCUUGCUACACUCCAAGCAGCUGGAUUUGGUAGGCCUACCGCAAAAUCGGGCUUGCCCAUGCCUCUUGUUGAUCAAAGGAAUCACAUCUUUAGCUUUGAAAAUCCGAAGUUGAGAUUCGGUGACGGGCAACAGCAACAUCUGAACAGUAGUAAACCGGUGAACCUACUUCAUGGAAUUCCAACAACAAUGGAGCCAAAACAGCUCGCUAAUCUACAGCAUUCUGCACAAUCUCAUGGGAACAUGACAAUGCAAGCUAAUGCUCAAGUAGGCCAAAGUAGCUCUCAACUCAUGCAGACACCUCAACCACAAGCUCGAGCACAGAUCCUUAACGAAAGUACCUCAACUAGUGUAACGAGGCUUCCACCAACAAUACAGCAGUCGAUUUUGCCAAACGGAACCACCGGUGGGGUUUUGGCAAGGAAUGAAUUCACCAAUAACAGUAGAGGUGGAGGGUACAAUCUAGUUACACCAGCCUCAACAAUGAUAAAUUUUCCCAUGAACCAAACUGCAGAGUUGCCGGGUAACAGUUUUCCUCUUCAAAGUACCCCAGGGAUGUCAAGUAUAGUACAGAAGGGAAGAUUCUCGGAUGGGGUUAACUCAGACAUUAAAGGAUCCGAAGGUUUCGUGCCAAGCUACGAAAUGUUUAGGGAUCUGCAUCCUCAGAAGCCCCAUGAUUGGGACUUGCAACACGUAGGUGUGACCUUCGAUGCAUCUCAAGGUAGUCUCGCACUCGACAUUCCUCCGUCAGCUUUUGCUCAUCAAGGGUAUGCCUCUAGCCAACAAAACGGACAAAACAGGAAUGCAGCUACUGCUGGCAAGGCCAUGUUCUUGUUGGAAGAAGAAACUGGCAAUGGGAAUUCACAAAAUAUGGGUCAACAACUCAACUCUAUUUUCGUCGAUGGUUCCGUUAGAGUUAAAGUUGAAAGGGUAGCUCCUGAUACCGGCAGUCAAACUGACCUUUUUCCCGAACACUUUGGUCAGGAGGAUCUAAUGAGUGCACUUCUUAAGCAGCAACAGGGAAGCAUUGGAACAGCUGAAAACGGGGUCGAUCACUUUGGUUUGGUAAGCAGAGAGAGCAUGUGAAAAGGCGUAAUCUUGCUGAUUUAGACGGGGAUUGACCUUUCGAUUCAGCAGGGGAGACCAUAUUAGACAGAUCAUUUAAGCUGUAAUAUUCUGAAGCUGGAUUAGCACAAAAGCAUACUAUGCAAAUUUGCAUAUGUGCAGAUUCUUUCGACCGCUUCCACAGAGAGACUAACUUGAGUCUGCUUGUGGAAUCGGCCAUCACUGCAGUGCUCUUGACGAUGCCUGGAAUCGAGAUUUUUGACGCAAUUGCAGGUUUUAGGAAACCCUGUCUACGACUCCAAUAACCUACUGAAAUAAUGCUCUUCCUAUGUUCAAAGCAAUUGCAGUUCACUUUUCAUGUAUAUAUUCUGUUGGAUGGUUCAAGACACAAGUCUAGGAAACACUCGGUUAUCCUUUUUUGUACUCGUAAAAUUUUGAGAUUGUCGUUAAUACCGUUUUGUUGUUGCCUUAGAUAUUGAUUUUCAGUUUCAGCCAUUUUUGUCUCUGUUUCUAAGGUACAUAAGCUUCAUAGAAGAUGGUGAUUCUCAUGUUCACAAUAUAUUAAAGCAAUGAAGUUGUUAUAUUAUCCGCUAGUUUCCUU
Messenger RNA from Momordica charantia (bitter melon), 2984 nucleotides. RefSeq names its product two-component response regulator ARR2. Gene Ontology annotation, molecular function: DNA-binding transcription factor activity; DNA binding. The record is from RefSeq and is a predicted model, not a curated record. Gene Ontology annotation, biological process: cytokinin-activated signaling pathway; phosphorelay signal transduction system. Lineage: Eukaryota; Viridiplantae; Streptophyta; Magnoliopsida; Cucurbitales; Cucurbitaceae.